AUGGCCCUUGAAGCUCCUCUAAGGUCAUCGACUGGAAACCUGCAAUUCCCUUUCGCCUAUCCUCAGACAGAUAUGUCUGCACCCACAGAUCAUGAGAGCCGUCGCUCUCCAUUCAGACCAUUCUCUUCUCCUCCUCCUGCUACCGACUCAUCUUCUCUUCGACCGAAUUCUGUCAAUCGCAUGUCAAGUAGCUCUUACAAUGUUAUGAGUCCGAGUGAUAUCGUGGGCCCUUCUCCAGUUACUUCCAAUGGCACAGAGACAACCGAGAUUGAGGAUGAUGUUUCAGAAGAUCUUGAGAGGGAAGUUACAGACAGAAAGUCCACCCGCCGGUCAGAGCUUUUAAUGCUCACUACGAACCUGCCUGAAAGCGUUCGCCAAUCGAGUACUGAGGAAGCUGUCUCUGUCAUCCAUGCACCGGAGAGCUUUGCUAGCUGGGUUGCUCCACCUCCAACAGUAGAAACAAAAGGUCCAAGCCCCAGAACCUCCCCAAAGUCAGAGGUCGAAAGCCUAUCUUCUUAUAAUGGCGCAUCGGAGAAGACGUCGACCCACCCAACUCGACCUCCGAUCAUGACUGAUGUCAACCCUGUGCGAUACAGUAUAGACAGUGCCACACCUCGUGCCCAGGACCUACAGUCCAUGCUGGAUGAUGGAGCUCGGUUACGCUCAAGUAGUACAAGCAGCCUUGAGAAAAUUGAUGAACAAACCGAGGCCGAGGGCGACGAUGAGGAUUACGAGUCGGAAGCAAUGCAAGUACCCCAGCAACAAGAUGAGAUCGAGACCCUCCGAGAUGCACUUACAGAGUGUUGGACUCUUUGCAACAGCUUGUCCAAGCUGAGUUCCAUCCAACGCAAUCGUGGUCUUGGCAAAAGUGGCAUUCCAGAUGCUCACGACAAAGCAUGGAGAACAUGUUGGAAACUUUGCCAGCGGCUGUACAUCAGCCGGGAUGAGGAUGCUAGCAACUUCAACGUCAAGGUUAAUCUCGAUCUUUGCCGCGACUUUUGCCAAGCCCUGUUUGAAGUGCGGCAACGCAAUGACGAAGCUGCCGAUUCAGUCUUGCGUGUCAGUUUUGAGCUCAACAACCAUUUGUAUAGUGCCCAAGAUAUGAACUUGCCAGAAGAGUUCAGGGAACGCACGUUGGACUUUUACAUCGCCCUAUGUCACAGACUCAUGAAGCAGCGGAGUGACCUAGCAGAGGAGACAGACCAAUUGCUUAGAGCAUGCUGGGCUCUAGCAGAAAUGCUCUUCAAUCUUAGGCAGAACAGAAGAGAUGGAAGGCCCCCAGACGAAGAGCUACUAAGCUCUACUGUUCAGGCUUGCUGGGAGCUAUGUGAUGUUUUCCGAGACAGUUGGGCGCAGGUCCGGCCUGAAAGGGGUGGAACACCACGCCCAGGGCAGCCAUUUGCUCUACAUCUGAAUGACCAGAACGGCCGGCAGAGUCGCGGAUCAAAUCCAUCUUCAGUCCGCUCAAGACAUGAUAGCGUUAAGAGUGGACGUCAGGAGGAGAAACCACGGAAUCCCGUUGUUCCCGAAACCCCGGUAACCGAAUUCGAAGAUACGCCCAUCUCCCCACAGAGUCGUUCACCCACCAUGCCUAACAUUCUUGUCCUCGGAACACCCAGCGACAACAGCCGUGGCCGAUGGUCUAGCAGCGCCUCUAACCUCUCAAGCUACUCGAAGAGCAGCACUCGAACUUCAAGCACCGCCACUACUACCGCCGCGUCGGAAGAUAUAAAUGUAACGCGUGCCAAAAUACUUGUUCUUGCAGCUGCUAUGAACUUGGGCUUCAACCGUGAUUCCAUCCAUGACCCUAAAGCUGCAGCGACGGCCUUGCAAAGCUUUGUGAAGGAUCUUCCUCCUGGGUCGUUCGGCUCCCUCAUCUCGCAUUCAAACUUGCUGGCACAGUACAAGAACUCGGUUUUAACUGAUGCUAUAAUCCCUCGACACCACACCUUACCAGCCCGAGGCAAGCGAGUCACUGCUCAGGAAAUGGCCAAGAGCAUCCAGAUGAUGAUGAAGAGCUCACAAAGAUAUGCUUACCUCCGAGAUCUUUUCCGGGUUGUUUUCCAAUUCCCCAUUGAAGAGGUCGAAACACGACGCAAUGUUAGCAUUGUGGUUUAA
This is a messenger RNA of Fusarium pseudograminearum CS3096, 2118 nucleotides long. RefSeq lists its product as uncharacterized. The transcript is spliced from 7 exons. The record is from RefSeq and is a predicted model, not a curated record. Lineage: Eukaryota; Fungi; Ascomycota; Sordariomycetes; Hypocreales; Nectriaceae. The coding region runs from base 1 to 2118 and encodes 705 amino acids.